AUGAGAAAACUUCAGCAGCAACGUGCUUUCGCAGCCGCGAAUAGAGAAACAGAUACUCAAACUCAGGAUAUGCUCAAUAGGAGUCUAGCAAAUUUUCAUAUCCUAGCAACUGCAGCUGUAGACCCUAAUCUGGAACAACUCAUAGCACCCCAACCAUUACCACUAUUUCCCACACAACCUAUGGAUUUGGAACCAAACCCUGUAGACCAAAUUCCAAUGCAUGAUUUUAACCUAGCAGAAAUACCUAGAGUACCAGCACCCCAUCCCCCAGACUAUGACCCAUGGUUUGAUGACCAUAGGAAUUAUGAACAACGCUACCCAAUACCAGAUGAACCCAUGCCAAACCUAGCAGCCUACUCAAAUCUGGACCCCCUGGACCCAUAUUAUGAUAACGACCAAUUCAUCAGGGAGAUCCUAGAGAACCCCUACCCACCUGAGGAACCCAUGCCCCAGUUCCCAAACCCAAUACCAGCACCCGCACCACCCAUGAGCACUGAGAAUGUGCAAGAACUCCGAACCUUUGGUGAGGAGCUUUUAGAAGGAAGUGAGAGGAUGAGACAAAUAGGGGAGCGACUCGUCUAG
Molecule: messenger RNA, 582 nt
Organism: Helianthus annuus (common sunflower)
Lineage: Eukaryota; Viridiplantae; Streptophyta; Magnoliopsida; Asterales; Asteraceae
Exons: 1
Coding region: 1-582 (193 amino acids)
Source: RefSeq, a predicted model, not a curated record